AUGGCUCUCCUAGACCAUAGAAAACCAGACGCCUGGUCAUACUCGCAAAUUCACCAACUCACCCACCAAUGCCAACACAUCACAACAGCAGUCAGGCCUCCCAUGCCGGCAGCGUCUGCUCCAGCGUCCAUGAACAAGGCGAUCAACGGUAACUAUAUUAGUGAAGCCAAUCGGCAACUUACACGGCUUUCUAAAGCCAUUGGACAAGAUGAGGUCACGCGAGAGAAGCUGCUGCACGCCUUGGAGUUUUCCGGGGAGAAUGAGAAGCUGGAUAUAUCGGCCUGGGUUUCUGACGUGAGCAAUGAUCACUCGCCUUUUGAAUACUCAUUGGCUUUAUCCCAACACACUGGAGCAUCUGAGCUGCGAUUCUUGAUCGAGGCUCAGCCAGAGGAAAAUAGCUUGGCCGCCCUCCAAGAAAGGACCUCGCGCUUGACCGACGACAUAGCAAAAGAGUACGGCCCCACAAAGGUCUCUCUGGACCGCUUGAAUCUCGUUCGGGAUUUGUUUUUCCCCUCAGAUGCUGAGGGUAGAUUAGCCUCAUGGCACAGCUUCGCUACCUCAAAUACACUGGAAAAAUGGAAGAUUUACCUCAAUCCACUAGCUUCUGGGAGAAAAAACGCCUUUAAAGUGACGAGAGAAGCUCUGGAGCGCUUGGGGCUGGCCGGCUCGUGGAAAUUAUUGGAGAGCAUCAUGACUGGCGACGACUAUCCCAUCUACUUCUCGCUUGGUCUAUCGCCGAACCCAGAAGACGCCGAAGUCAAGGUAUACGUUGCGCACCGCGGCGCGUCUGCAACGCAGAUCGCGCAAAAACAUGUCAAGAUGGAUCCCAAUUCCAGCGUCCAUGCGAUCGAACUAUUUUACUCCAUCAUGGCUGGUGGCUCGCUUGGGCCGUACCGUGGAAAACCCGGGUUAUCCUGUUUCCAUUUCAAGAACAAAGAUCCGUCUCGACCAGCGGCCCGUACGGUCCUCUACCCAAUGGACAGCUACACAGCAAAUGACGCCGAAGCGCGCGAACGUAUCGAAAUGUACAUGGAUGCUAUUUCUGCGCCUCAGUUGUACCGAGAGAGAUAUAAAAACGCCAUCAUCGCUGUGCAGCGCCGGCCUUUGGAGGCUGGUCGUGGCAUCCAUAGCUGGGUUAGUAUGAAGGAGAAGUUGGAUGGCACGAGGUCCAAUACGUUUUAUCUCUCCGCUGAACUGUACGGGUGUCUUUUUGAUGACGGCGCCUCGAACGGUGGCCGCUGA
Molecule: messenger RNA, 1242 nt
Organism: Penicillium mononematosum
Lineage: Eukaryota; Fungi; Ascomycota; Eurotiomycetes; Eurotiales; Aspergillaceae
Exons: 2
Coding region: 1-1242 (413 amino acids)
Biological process (GO): alkaloid metabolic process
Molecular function (GO): transferase activity, transferring alkyl or aryl (other than methyl) groups
Source: RefSeq, a predicted model, not a curated record